AUGGCCGAGUACCGGGCUGUCACGACGGUACUGGUGAUGUACCACCUGUUGGAGUGCGAGGUGACCGGACGCGCGCCCCUCGGCCCACUGUCGCGGCACCGCGUCGUGGUGACGACACAAGGCUCCGUGCGGGGGUACUUCGCCCCCCGCCCGCCACACUACUCAUACCUCGGCCUGCCCUACGCCCGCCCGCCCACGCAUUACGACAGGUUUAAGGCUCCUGAGCCGCCUCCACGGUGGAGCGGUAUCUUUGAGGCCAUCCACCGUGUCAAGUGCCCCCAACCAGACGGCUCCGGCGAUGAGAACUGUCUGGUGGUGAACGUGUUCACACCGGAAGACGCGGAGACAGCUCCCGUCAUAGUUCACAUACACGAUGGAGGCUUCCAGAGCGGGUGGGGGACGUUUACCGCUCCAACGAGGUUUUUGGAACAGGGAUUUGUUUUUAUUUCUCUAAAUUAUCGUAUAGGAGCGCUCGGGUUCCUAAGUCUUGGAAUAGAAGACGUUCCUGGAAACGCGGGAAUCAAAGACCAGGUGGCGGCACUCUACUGGAUUCAUAGAAAUGUGGAAAAAUUCGGAGGCGACUCUUCCGAUAUCACGGUGUACGGAACCGGUUCAGGAGCCGUCUCCAUUGAAAUUAUUCUCAUGUCUGGUUUAACCGAAAAUCUCUUCCAAAAAGUUAUACUAGAAUCGGGAUCCAUUUUAUCGCCAUCUUCACUAACUCGUGACCCUGUCUUACUCGCUUUUGAUUUUGCCAAAUCUACAGGAUACAAAGGCGAUUCAAAUCCGCAGCCUUUACGAGAAUAUUACUAUGACGUUCCGGUUAAGAUUCUAACUAAUACUUCUAGAAUAUUCCGACCAUGUAUAGAAAGAACUGUGGCGGAAUACCAUAACCUGCUGGAGAGAGAUCCGAGAGAUGUAUUGAGAGAAGGUAAAUAUCAACAUGUUCCCUUGAUGAUAGUUUACACACAAGCGGAAGAAGUUGACAUUAUAUUACAUGAUCCUGAAACAUUUCAAUCAAUCAUAGACAAUAUGGAAGACUUACUUCCCGCCAAUUUAAUAUUUGAUAGCAGUGAAGUUAAAGACAAAAUAAUUAAGUUGAUAAAGAAGUUUUAUUUUGAUGACAUAGACACGGCCAGCGGCAUCACCCACAGCCUCGCUGAUUAUAUUAAUGAUGUGUUUCUGGAAUACCCCGUCGCUAAGUCCGUUACUUAUUAUGCAAACAGAAACACCUACCCAGUAUAUCUGAUGAAGUUUGCCGAUCUUCACACGAGACUCAAAGACCACAGAUAUGUUGGUACCAAUAAAUACAAUGACAUCUUGAGGUAUAUUACUUCCGACAGAUUAGAGGACUCUGAAGACCUUCAAGCACAGAAGUUGGUGAUGUUGUGGACUAAUUUUAUAAAUGUUGGGGAUCCCACUCCAUUAACUUCACCACUGCUGCCAGUCAUUUGGCAGCCGGUUCAAGUCCAUGAGAUCCAUGGACAAAUUGCUGUACAGAAAAUUCCAUGUCUUCAGUUUGAUGAAACCUUCACUAAUAUUUUAUUAUCGGGAAAACAUUUAAAGUUCUGGGACAGUAUUUAUGAUAAGUUCUACAGAACAACUACUGAAAAAUGUAAUUAAGUAACUUCUUACAAUUAUUUUUAUGUUGGCAUGUAGUGAGUUAUAACAAUUAGUUAAGUUGGUAAGGGUUAUAAUAAACGUAUUAUAUUCCUAAGAAUUAAUAUUAAAUAUUAAAUAAUACAAUAUUUGUAAUUUAAGCACUUUGAAGGACUUAUUUUUACUAUAUGUAACUGAGAUUUUAAGCUUCUGUAAGUACUUGAGAACUUAUAUGGCAAAAAGGUGCGAAAAUUGCGUUCUAUACAAAUAUAUAUUCUUUAAUACCUUCGAUGACAAAAACAAUUGCAACGUGUCGGUAUAAAGCAUUACCUAACAAUUUAAUGAAUUAAAUUAAUAUUAUUAUACCAAUUCUCGACAUAAUUUCAUGCAGUAUCAUAAUGACUUAAAGAUUUAAUAAAUUGGUGGCAAGAAAACAUGUAAUCGUCGUCAAAGAUUUACCGUUACCUGAUCAAUCACGUCCAAAUACGUAGAGUAAAAGACAAACUCGGAACACACUCACAACACUACAGCAUAUUUAUCUAACUAAUAUUAAAAACAGUUACACUUAUUUAUUAUAUUAUUUAAGUAAUAAAAAUCAACAAGUUUUAUACAAAAGACAAAACAUGAACCACCCGUCACAUUUCUCUUCACUGACAACUCAAGAAAUGACGUGAGACUAUGUUACGUUCUGUAACAAGCAGAAUAAUAGAAAUUUGUUUGUAGGAAGAUAAUUCUAAGGCACUUAUUAAUUUAUUUUUAAACAAGGUAAGACAACUAAAGGUACGCUGAAUAUCACAACCGUUAAACUUUCCUUUUCUUUGCAUGGUUUAAGAAAAACUAAUAAUUUAAAGUUGAACCUAGCUUGAUGUCAUAAAUUGCGUCCUCUAAGGUUCAAUCACAUUUUCAAUGAAUGUCGAAAAUUCGUCUAAAAUUCUGUGAAUCGUUUUCCAUACAAAUUUCGAUAUUCAUUUAUGUUAUUUAAUAUGAGAUUGUAAGUAGUUUGUCAAUAAGGAAUGUUUAACUUAGUGUAACUUUGUCGGUUGUGUUGAUUAUCUUAGUAUGAGUAAUAAAAAAAAAUGUGAAUUAUUUGACUUAUCAGUAAGUAUACUAAAAUCCACAUUUAUGUAGUGGAUAUAUGAAAGUAAGUGAAUUUGUCCAAGUUAAAUAAAAAAGACUAAAUUUAAGUUUAUAAAUUUAUUUAAUACAAUAAAAAUACUUUUUCUUAUAAUAUCUAUAGAUAGCAAAUAUCACAAGUUUACACAUUUUAUUUUAUUUUUUAAAAAUAUUUAUUGCAGCUAAAACAUUUCAAAUUUUAAUAAAAAUAAUAAAUUAACAAAAUCUUCAAAAACUUGUAGUGUCAUAAUGUUUUAUCCUAUGUCGGUCGUACAUUUGAAAAAAAAAUAUUCCUUGUACUGGUUCGCAAAAUGGCCGCUAAUAAAUGAGCAAUUAUGAAUAAAAGGUAUAAAACAAAAUCCAAUAAAAAUAUAUAUUAAAAAAGUACUAGCCUCUACAAGGAAUGUUAAAAUAAAGGCAUCAUAUUAAUAUCAUCUAACAUUGUAGUCCACAUUUUGUAAAAACAGGAAUUAUUUAUUAGAACAUACAUAGUGAUAUGAUUACAACGUGGCAAGAUUGGUACAGAUUUUAUUCUUUACAGUAAUUCCUAUACGUUCUUAUAAGAGCUAACUAAAUACUUUAAAGUCAUAUAAACUUUUGUAAUUCUUUUGAAAUAUAAAAUGAAUCAUAUUUUCGAUGCACAAAUAAUUAUAAGUGGUUUGCACGCCAUCUCCUGUCAUUACGAUCAAUUAGUAAUAUAUAAGGUUCAGUUUCUGCAAUAGAUGGCGUUAUUUACAAUCUUUUAAAUGUUUGGUGAACCAGUGUUCAUUUAUUAUACAUUAUUUACAAACAGCUUAUAACUUUGAGUU
Danaus plexippus (monarch butterfly) is the source of this 3518-nucleotide messenger RNA. Its product is annotated as cholinesterase 2-like. The record is from RefSeq and is a predicted model, not a curated record. NCBI's taxonomy places the organism in Eukaryota, Metazoa, Arthropoda, Insecta, Lepidoptera, Nymphalidae. The transcript has 4 exons. The coding region runs from base 1 to 1620 and encodes 539 amino acids.